UUUUAUAUGUUGAGUCACUGGGUGAGUGAGCGAGGUAAAGAGAGAGAGAGAGGUUGGUCUCUCACUUAACUAACAAAACAGCAGUAGUUCUGCGGGCAUAAACAAAUGCACGACACGCAGGCUUUCUGUCCCUCCACCUGCCGCGAGAGACUCUUUGAUGGUCGGGUAAAUUAGCCGGAUUACCAAGAGUGACACAUGCCCGCGCUCUGCUUCAUUUAACGCGGACCUCCGACAUUAUCUAUGUAUUAUUUUGACUGAAAUAAGACAAAAUGACGGAGCUGAGACGGCGAGGAGGAGGGGACCAGGACAGCGCUGAAAACAUCAGUGACAAGGAAGCAGAUGGAGAUGACAGGCUCGCUUUUCCUGAUGAAGGAGAUGGAGAAAUGGUGGGCGACUCCAAAGCGGAGACGCCUGACGCGCCACCUUCCACAGACAACACUCCACAGUGUCUCAACAAAGCCCUGGAGGGCUUAUCAUCCAGAUGGAAGAACUGGUGGAUAAGAGGGAUAUUGUCAUUGACAAUGAUUAUCGGCUUCUUCCUUAUCAUCUAUUUGGGACCCAUUAUGCUUAUAAUAGUGGUUAUGGGUGUUCAAAUCAAAUGUUUUCAUGAAAUUAUAACCAUAGGCUACAGAGUUUACCAUUCUUAUGAGCUGCCGUGGUUUAGGACUCUUAGCUGGUACUUCUUGAUUUGUGUGAACUACUUCUUUUAUGGAGAGACGGUGGCUGAUUAUUUUGGUGCGCUCGUCCAAAGAGAGGAACCGUUGCAGUUCCUUGUGCGUUAUCAUCGCUUUAUUUCUUUUGCACUGUAUUUGGCAGGUUUCUGCAUGUUUGUACUGAGUUUAGUGAAGAAACAUUACCGCCUGCAGUUUUAUAUGUUUGCUUGGACCCAUGUGACCUUGUUGAUUGUGGUGACUCAGUCACAUCUGGUUAUUCAGAACCUGUUUGAGGGAAUGAUCUGGUUUAUUGUUCCCAUCUCUAUUGUGAUCUGCAAUGACAUCAUGGCCUACCUGUUUGGCUUCUUUUUUGGAAGAACUCCACUGAUUAAGCUCUCCCCAAAGAAGACCUGGGAAGGAUUUAUUGGGGGAUUCUUUGCAACAGUGGUCUUAAGUUUUUUUUUUGCGUACCUGCUCUCUCAGUACCAGUACUUUGUUUGUCCUGUGGAAUAUGACAGUGAGACAAACCGCUUUGCAGUAGAGUGUGAGCCUUCAAAUCUGUUCAUGAUCCAGGAAUACACACUUCCCGCAGUGGUGCAGAAUGCACUAAGAUGGAAAACGGUGAACCUUUACCCGUUUCAGAUCCACAGUAUUGCGCUCUCUUCAUUCGCCUCUCUGAUCGGGCCAUUUGGUGGAUUCUUUGCCAGCGGCUUCAAACGAGCUUUCAAGAUCAAAGACUUUGCAGACACCAUUCCUGGUCAUGGUGGAAUAAUGGAUCGGUUUGACUGUCAGUAUCUGAUGGCGACAUUCGUUCAUGUUUACAUAACAAGUUUUAUCAGAGGGCCGAACCCCAGUAAGGUCUUACAGCAGUUACUCGUCCUGCAACCAGAGCAGCAGCUCGGCAUCUUCAACACACUGCGCAACCAAUUGCGAGAAAAGGGCCUGCUGCCACCUGCUGUAGAGGAAGCCCAAUGACAGACGAAAACAGCUCAAGUGCUGUUAAACUCUGUUAGCAUUCGCCUAUGACUGUGAUCACACACUCCUAACCCUCCGCAGCAGCUCCUGGACAAGAGAGAGUGACGUCCACUGCAAAGCAAACUCGCACAUUCAAUCUAACAGAAGCAUAACAAACACUGGAGGGAAAACGACCACAAGAGGGCGACGCGUUCAGAGCCACUGUGUCAGAUUAAAAACACAUCAACAGACGUUUAAAACAAAAACAUCCAAUCCUGUGGUAAGUGAACGAAUAACACUACAGCAAGGACGCUUCAGUUGGACUGACAUCAUUGAUUUUGAUGGUGAUUCUGGCUCAUAGUGGCAGCUUCAGGUUUUUAAGAUGCCGUAAUUCUCAUGGGUAACAUUUAAAUGUUUAGGGCAAGACACUGCAGGUGAAUAGGGUAUCAAAUAUUCAAGUUAUUACUAAAAACUAUUAUUAGCAAAAACUAAUGAUCAACGCGAUUCUCCAGUUGAUUGAUUACAUGAUGCUAAAAUGCUUUUCUUAUUUAGAGUUUUUGUCUUGUUUCUAUAUCGAACCAUUCUUAAAUCAAGAAACAUUUUCUAGAUGAGAAAUGCCCAAAGCAAGGCCUGCCAGACAAAGUUGGCCCAUGGUAACCUUUCAUUUGGCCCACCCUCCCAUUUAAAAAAGAGAGACAGGACAUUUGCGGUUGUGUUUGACACAGAUUGUUAUUUUGAUUUUAACGUAACCCUUAGUUUUUUUGGUUUUUUUUAUGCUGAGCUACAAAAAAAAAAAACGUACUGAAAUGACAUGUUUCAGUUAAAUGUUGUAAAUGUAGCAGACUUUUAAAUGUAAAACUGGCACUUGACAAAAAGUGAUGACAAGACAUCAGCAAGCAAAUCAGACAAAGGCAGGAGCUGGUCGGCUUGUGUUUUCAGCAUUGAACUCCAUUGUGCUAUAAAUGUGAUUAUGUUUUUACUCUGAUAAGUUCAUUAUAAAAUGUUAACAUGAUACUGCUUUCGUUAUUGAUUUAAAACAUUCAUUGAAAUAUUUGCAGAUAAAUUAGGAAAUGACCCAUGGCAAAUUUGGUGGGAUAUAUUGGGUUUUGUAUAUUAUUCGGCCCACAUGCCUCGAUUAAGUUUGAGGUUUGGCUCUUUAUAAGAGGUUUGGGCACCCCUGUUCUAGACUAAUACAAAUAUUGUUCUGUUUUCAGAUACAAUAUGUCAAAAUGAAGUUUUUCCUUUAAUAAAAGAAUGUGGCAGUGGGUCCAGUCAAAUAAUAUUAUUUCAACCAGAAAACAAGAUUAUUCGACUUCAAUCACUGGCAGAUUAUUCAGCUUGUUUUAAGGAAAAACUCUUGUCUAGAGAAUGCUUCUUGAUUGAGAUUUUUAAUAUUUGGACAAGGAACAAGACAAAAAGCAUGUAGGAAAAGCAUUUUUGCAGUGUAAUAAUUGAGAUAGCAUUUUUUAAUAUUACAUUUUUAUUAUUUAAUAUUUUGUAUUUUAAUGCUACAUUUAAAUAUGCAAAUGAUGGAUUAUUUAAUUAAGUAUGCACCAAUUUGCAUACAUUUGUGUUGAAAUGUAAACAAUGGUUGAAGUCAGGUUCAUAUUUACCCUCUACAUCAUUUUGGAAAUAGUGCAGAAAAAGAAACUCGCACGUAAAAACAGUCAAGUUUGGUGUAUGUACUGUAGGUGCUGCUGAAGUGCAGAUUUCUGUCUACAACAAUUUAUAUCUCCACAUUUCUAGAGAAGAUACUUUAAAAUGAUUAAGCAUAAUUGACAUCUGUAGACACAAACACAUAAAACGCAAGGAAGUAGCACUUGAAAGUGUAUAUUGUAUUUCUGUUUCUUAAUAUCACAUGUAAGAAUCACUUUAUACAAACCCAAAAUGCACAACUUCUUAAAGUUGGAAAUGUAUGAACUACUUUUACCUGAAGCGUCUCGCCUUAAAGGGACAGUUCAACCAAAAAUGAACAUGUCUUCAUUAUUUACUUACACUCAAGUGCUUCCUUCUUUUGUUGAACACAAAAUAAGACAUUGUGAAGAAUGUUGGAAACCAGCAGCCACUGACAUGCAUAGUAGGAAAAUGUAUUUUUCCCAACAUGCUUCAAAAUAUCUUCCUUUGUGUUCAACAGAAGAAAGAAACUGAGUCAGGUUUGAAAGAACCGGAGGACGAGUGAAUGAUGAUUUUCAGUUUUGCUUGAACUAUCUCUUGCACUUUUAUGUGGGUCCUACACUCAAAGCAUAACGAAGCUGAACAGAAGCAUGUCUGCAAGUCCUACUGUUACUGCCUGAAAUAGCCAUGCUCUCUUUCCCCUUCACAUUACUGAGUGUGUUUGCGUGAGCCCUAGAAUAACUCAUUUCCGUCUGUACAUAUCAUCACGUGUGUUAUUGUACAUAGAUAAGAUAUACUAGAUCAUAUAUAUGGAGAUUAUACAGUUAUUGAAGUAAUAUAUAAAUAAGGCUUCAAUUCUAUAUUAUAGGAUGUUAUGAAAUAUGCAAAACGACCUAGACAUGUCUUAUUUUCUUAAGUGCGGCAUGACUAAACCCCUCUCUGGGGGAAGAAAUACUUGAGAAGAUAGUUUUUAGGGGUUGUGGGGUGGUUUGCUGUGUUCCCCUUUAUGAUCAUUGGUUUUAGUUGCACUGUCGAAAGAUUUAGUUAUUGUGAUUUCAUAUUAAUAAAACAACAACAACACUGGUGCUUUGAAGAGAGAAACUAUAUUAGGAAAUGAUUUGAACAGUGAGCUGUUUAUAUGCUUUUCUUUUUAAAAUGUCCUUUCUGUGAUCUUGAUUUGAGCUGCAUUUUUAAACGUCAAUUUGAAUUUUGCUCAAUAUUUACCAAACAAACACGUACCAAAGUACUGGCAAUUUUGCUGUAAAAAACAGCAACAUCACACUGCAAUUAAGAGCUUACAAAACAAGAUUUUAAAUAGUGUAUCAGACUGAUCAGCACUUAUAUGAGGAAAUGAAACCUUUAGUCCUGGUUAUCACAUAUUAUUUAUGUUUUUUUUUAUUCAACAUGCAGCAAAGUGGAUUUGCAAUAACCGUUAAAGUUUUGGACCAGUUAAAAUUGAAAUAUGACUUGAUUCAUUCCCGUCUGCAGUGGGUUUACACCUUUUCUUUCUGUCACGUCUGCUGUAUGUAGAAUGUUGUAUUUGUAGUCAUCUGAAUCCUGUCAGACCAAAAAGCUAAUCGCUUGUUUUGUGGAUGUCAAAAAUGUAUUAUUAGCAAUUUAGGUUUGUAUGAUUUAAUUUAUAACAUUGCCCGAUAUAUUAUAUUGUAGCGUGGCAGAAAAUGGGGUUGAAUUACUUGCUCUUCAUGGAUUGUUUUUGUUUUUAAUAUGGGAAAAUGUAUUUAUGUCUAUGUCUGAUGUUCAAUGAAAAAAACCUUAAUAUUAAGUUUUCAGAGACAAAUGAUGGGCAAUACUGGGAAAAAAGAGAGAAUUACUAUUAUUAUUGCAAUGCUAUUUGGUGAAUAAACUUCACUUUUGACUUCUGAUUUCAA
Danio rerio (zebrafish) is the source of this 5110-nucleotide messenger RNA. NCBI's taxonomy places the organism in Eukaryota, Metazoa, Chordata, Actinopteri, Cypriniformes, Danionidae. The record is from RefSeq and is a predicted model, not a curated record.